AUGUUUUGUCUCUUGGAGUCUGGCAUAAAUUUGAAAUGGAGCGAUGCUCCUUUGUAUCUUGACCACCAAUCUUCCCCCAACUCCCUGAGGCCUAACUCUAAUGUCGCAUAUAUGCUUUUACCUGAUUCAUUUCGAUAUUUGGAACCAUGUUGGUCUUCCCCGAAUCAACCUGUUAAAUUAAUAACCGGAAAACUUGAAGAAAUAUGGUACCAUUUGUUUGAGCCUUUGAGUAUAUCGCUCCACGAUUAUUCGAUCGCCAUCUCGUUGCCACCAACUUUCUAUAUUGAUUGCCAUCUAAUUACCUCCAAGAACGACUGUGAAGCUGCCAGAGUCGAUCUGGUUCUCGCAUCCAGGCGGCGCCAUCAAUCAGUACAAAAACCAGGUGUCCACACUUGUAAGGAGGUCAUCUCCCCUCACUUCAACAAGCACCCUCACAAUCUCAUUCAGUCUGAAGCCAUAUCCACCAUUGCCUAUCCCCUAGCUUUUCAUAAAAAUGGCGAUAAUCGCCGUGCUCGCCGUUCUUGCCUCACUGGCCCUCUGGCAAACGUAGCAAUUGCGUCUGGGAAUAUAAUCCUAGAUGCUGCUAUUGUGGCGAGAUGGAAUUCUUGGCUAAGUGCUAGAUUACUUGGUUUUACUGCGAGGGCGAUCUUAGACGCUAUGAUUGUGAGUGACCUGUUCAGCGGUGGAGAUGAGAGUAGAGAUAGUGGGCUAAUAUGGUCAAUUUCUAGCUUCAAAUAUUUGGAUCCGCGCCAUCUUCAUUCAAUAACUCCCAGAUUAUAUCUCAAAGAAAAUAAGAAAAUGGCGUUCAUAUAUCUCAACCCCUCUCUUCCUUCCAUAAAGACAAUCGCUUUUUUUUGUUAUUCUUCCAUCUUAUAUCAGCAUGCAGUGGUCGUAAUAUUGGCCGAGUCAAUUUAG
This is a messenger RNA of Lindgomyces ingoldianus, 915 nucleotides long. RefSeq lists its product as uncharacterized. The transcript has 10 exons. Lineage: Eukaryota; Fungi; Ascomycota; Dothideomycetes; Pleosporales; Lindgomycetaceae. The coding region runs from base 1 to 915 and encodes 304 amino acids. The record is from RefSeq and is a predicted model, not a curated record.